AUGAAAAUGAAGUAUGCUGGUUUAAUUUUGUUCUCGUGUACUUUGUUUAUUAAUGUGUAUUCUCUAAAGUAUUUUGUUGAACUUACAAAUGUUAUGCAAGAUAAAGUACUCAACUAUUCGGAACUAUCACAUCUAAAUGGAUUUGAAUUUUGUUAUCUGACUCUUUGGACUUUUAUUUUCCAAAUGUUUUUCAUGAUAGUAGCAAUUUUGGACGAAGCAUCAAAAUUGCUAAACUUAUCUCUGGAUAAACAAAAAAUGUUGAGUAAAACAAGGGCCGUAAUGUACAACACUAUACUUUUUCCGUCAUCUCUUAUAGUGACAACGUUGUUUUGGACUCUGUAUUACAUAGAGAGAGAUCUGAUUUUUCCACGAAUAUUAGACUCGUUUUUUCCUUGGUGGUUGAACCAUAUGCUCCACACGUUCAUAAUUUUACCAGUCGUUAUAGAGUUAAUGCUACCGAAGAAAUACAAUUUUGUUAGCUUUAGCAAAGCCGCGCCUGUAUUGGUAACGAUUCUCGUAUUUUAUACCAUAUUAUAUUUUUCCAUAUAUUUCCGCCAUGGAAUUUGGCUGUAUCCGAUAUAUAAAGUAAUGAGUUGGCCCCAAAGGGCUCUUUUCACCAUUUUCCAAAUGUGUUUAGCACUAACUUACCAGAAGAUCGGAAUAAGUCUACAAGAUGCCAAAAUGACGAUCGCCAGAAGAAAAGUGUGUUAA
Molecule: messenger RNA, 711 nt
Organism: Psylliodes chrysocephalus
Lineage: Eukaryota; Metazoa; Arthropoda; Insecta; Coleoptera; Chrysomelidae
Source: the annotation of a GenBank genome assembly